GCAAGCAGCCAAAGAUGUCGACUGGGACCGCAUCGAGAAGGACGACGGAGCUACCGAGUUGCUUAGACAUGUGAGAGCAAAGCUCGGAGCUCAACCCAUCCAGGAUGCAGGAAAGUAUUUAGCCAGAUGGAUCUUCGAUCUACGACGGGACACUGGAGAACCGAUGCCGAGCUACAUCAACAGAGACGAUGAGGCCUACCAUGACGUGGUCAAGGGGUUCGACACCGAGUAUUUCAAGAAGCAGCGCACAGCCCGACUCUCGGAGAGAGCCAAGAAGUGGAAUAACCUCUAUGGAGAGCUCAACUUGUUCCUGUAUAAGAUCGAGCAGGAGGCCCGGAGGGAUUUCAACCAGGCGAUCCCCCUAGACCAGCUGCGCGGAUGGCUACUGCUACAGCGAUCGAGACUGACACCGACGGAGCGGGCAGCGGUCAUCAGCGCAGUCAAGGGUAACUCCGACUACGACAGCAUCGGAGAGCAGUUACGAGUUUCCUGGCCAGAUGAUGAGCUGACCAAUCGGGACAAGAAGCAGGGCAAGGAGGCGAACAGCGAGGAGGACGACGACUACAGCUACUACGAAGAGCACGAGUCCGAGGCGACCUACGACGGCCAGGGCGACGAGGAGGAUGAGGAAGAUCCCGAGGAGCCGCUCUACAGUGCCCAGGAGAUCGAGGAAGCCGAGACCGCUUUCGCCGCCCAGCAGAGAAGCUUCGAGGAGGGCCCCGGGCUGGAUCUAGAGGCUCAGGGUCAUCCAAGGGACGAGGCCGCGGGAGCGGACAGCGACGUGACGGACCACCCCGACGAGAAGGAGAUCGCUCCCAAGGCCGGCCUCCCAGGAAAGGAUGCCGAGAUGGAAGCUGACCUCAUCACGAACGAGAUGCCCAGGCUGCGGUUGGAAGCGUCCCUUGCUAACAAGCCAGUGAUCAAGAAGAAUCGGCCGAAGACCGCCAACCAGAAGAAGCAGCUGGACAAGAAUUCCUACAUGCCGAUCGAGAGGGCCAUCGAGUUGCGCGAACGAGUCCAGCACGAGAAGCUACCGAUGUGGUCUACCCUGGAGAAGGCCGAGGACUGGAUUCUCAUGAGUGUCAAGCAGAGCUCCUCCAAGGGUUUCGGCAUUCUCGACAUCGGCGCGACCUCCAGCAUCAUGGGCAUAGAGGCCGCCGAGAACCUACGCGACAUUAUCUACGAGCAGACGGGCAAAAACAUCAAGAUGGACGUUAGUCAGAAGAGUACGUGUAUAUUUGGCGACGGCAAUGCCAGGACCUGCACCGGCAAGGCGACCUUUCCCCUCAUGAUCGCCAGUGUGGACGGCGAGCUAGAGAUCAACAUCCUCGACGCAGACGACCCGCUCCUGAUCGGAGUGGACGUGCUGAGCCGCCUCGGGGCUGUGAUUGACUGCGAGGCACACGCUGUUUACUUCAAGAAGCUCGGGCGCCGAGCUGAGCUGCUCGUCCUUCCGAGCGGUCCCAGACAUUGGAGCCCCACAGGCCUCAGGUACAUCAUCAUUACCUACGACCACGGGGACAUCAUCAUUACUUGGGACUACGGGGACAUCAUCAUUACCUACGACUACGGGGAUAUCAUCCUUACAAACGUCAUGGACAUCAUCAGAAUCGUCCCCUACAGCACCUACUAUGACAUUAUCAGGAACACCUACAGAGAUUCCAGCAACCAGCAUUUCUUCCAUAUUCGCAUGAGCCUCAACCGCGAGGCGAAAUGCCGCAAAGCCGAGAGCCAGCAGGUGAAGCUGGAGAACGAGGAGAUGGUCGGAUCAUGGGAAGCGGUGCCGCCACUGGAUGCAGGCGCUCCGACUCGCCCUCCGACGUCAACGAGACCUACGCAGCCGAUGCCGCCAUCGGCUCGUCUGAUCCAGCAUCAGAACACGAGGGGCAAUACAUUCUACACGGUCGAGGGCUCGGAGCUGGACAAGAGCCUGAAGCGCCUAUCGGACACCUUCCUACUGGAGCAUCUGCCGACCUGGGAGAUGUGGUCCAGCAAGCUCCUGAAGCAGUGGACGAUGUGCCGCCGCUGGGGGCGGGUCUUCCUCAAGGUCUUCCUCAAGACGAUCGACCGGGUGACCUGGAAGCUGGACAGCAUCGGCCUCCCUGUGCAGCUGCUGCCCGAGAAGUACCCGACCUGGCCGGCGGAGCUCGGGCAUCGUGCGAAGAUCGAGCCACAGCGCCCCAGGACGGAGACGAAGCAGAGGUCAGCCGCAUCCGCGGCCGCUCGAGAGCAGAACCAGGAGCUUCGGGCCAACAUCGAGACCGCAAAGUCCGAUUUCUCGACCAAGUAUGCGACGGUGGAUGUGUUUGCAGCGCUCAGCUCGGAACAGAUCUACGAGAAGCUCAACAUGGUGACGGUGGUCAAUCACCUGAAGCCCCUGUGCAAGACCUGGGGACUGACGCAGUCCAGCAAGAAGGAGGAGGUGAUCGACAGGCUCAUCGCGCACAUCAUCGAGGAGCGCGGAACGGCGGCAGCGACGAUCAGGGUCAAGAAGGAGCCGGAGACCAAGAAGGUGGAGACGGGGCUUAUCGUUGUGGGCCCGGCGAUCCCAGCGCACCACACGCAGAUGUGCCAGCACCCAGAUUGUCAGCAGCAGCGGGGCAUCGCGAAGAACGAGCCGAUCGUGAAGGUGAGGUCGGCCAUCUUCGGAGCUAUGUGCGCUCUCACGACCUUCGGCAGAUUGACGAUGGUCGAGGCGUGUACCCACGAGGACUCCAACCUUGGCCAGGUCUGCGACGAGAAGGGCUACCACUACGAGAGACUCGGCCUGUUCAACGACUGCGACCUCAGCAAGCCGCAGGGCUACCACAAGGCGAAGUUCCUGCUGGACGAGAGGCGCCCGGAGCUCCUCGUCAGCACACCUCCCUGCGGGCCGUGGUCGAUUAUGCAGAAUAUCAACCAGCGCGACGACAAGCAGAAGGAGAAUCUGCGCAAGAAGCGACUCAAGAGCCAGCGGAUCUUCGAGAACAACAAGAGGCUCAUCGAGCAUCAGGUGCUUCACCUGAAUGGCUCGGCCCUCGCCGAGCAGCCACACAACAGUCGUUCGUGGCAGAAGACCUGCUGGAAGGACCUGCACAAGAUUCUCCCCUACGAGGUGAUCGUAGACGGCUGCGCCUGCGGACUCAAAGCCCCGGACACAGGCGAGCUCAUGAAGAAGCGCUGGAAGUUCCUGACGAACGACAAGAGGAUCUGGGUGGCCCUCCAGCCGCUACAAUGCCGUGGAGGACACUAUCAUGAAGAGAUCGAGAGCAGUCUGAGGACCGAGGCCUCGGGCUCCUAUCCCAAGAUGCUGUGCCGCCGGAUCCUCCGAGCUCUGACCAAGAGCCAGAAUCAGAAUUACUUCGAAGAAGAGGUCGUGAAUUUCUGUAUGGCCGCUACCCAGCAGCCACCUACUGAGCCGACUCCAGAGGAGGACGAGACAUCGAUUCCACCACUAGAUGGCAAGGAGUCGCACGACCUCACCAGCGACACAGUCAAGAAGCUCGAGAGCUACAUCAGGCUGGUUCACACCAACCUGGGACAUUUACCUCGAGCACAUCUUCUACGUUACCUACGAGACCGAGGUGCGAGACCUGAGGUGCUACGAUUGGCCAGAACCUUCAAGUGCGACAUCUGUGAUGCUCAUCGACCACCGACGAAGCGGCCACCAGCUUCCUCAGCAGAGCAGCCUCAGAAUGGUCACGAAGUUUUGUUCGACGCCUUCUCUUGGAUCCGUCGCAGCACGAACACCAACGUGAUGGCGCUAGCGAUCCUCGACGCUGGAUCGGACAUACUCUACGUGCGGCUUAUCGACGAGAAAGCGAUCCCAGGGACCUGCCGACAAGUUCGGGCGGGCGACCUUCGACACAUCUUUGCUACGAAGUGGUUCCCUUGGAAGGGACGGCCGAAGGUCAUGCGCUAUGAUCCAGCUGGGAGCGCCAUCUCCGACGAGUUCCGCGAGUGGAUCGAGAGCCAGGGAGUCUACUGCCUCCCAUGCGCUGCCGACGCCCACUGGCAGAUCGGCAAGAUCGAACGAGCCAUUGAAGCGUUCAAGGAGGCCCUUGACGCCUUCGACGAGAUGAUCUUAGCUGAAGUUCCCACGAGCGAGAUGUUCGGACUACAGACAGCAGCCAGGAACGACCUGAUCAGGAUCGACGGGUUCAGUCCGCUGCAGCGCUAUGCAGGACGGACACCCACUGGCACCACGGUCAACCUCUUCGACGAGCCGACCAACCUGCCGCUCAUCAGCGCCGAGCUGCAGGACGGCACCUUCAGCAGGGACGCUCAAGUACGACGGCUGGCACGGCUAGCUCACAUCCAGACGGAGAACUCCGACCGAGUCAAGCGUGCGGAGGCCGCAAGAUUCAGAUCGUUCAAGAAGUACGAGACGGGCGACCUGGUAUUCGUCUACCGGCGACUCCCACCAGGAGCCUGGCGCAAGAAAGGACAUCGACCUGGUAUGCCCGGGACGGUGGUCAACAUCACGCUAGCUGGACGACUCUACCGAGUUGCUCCCGAACAACUUCGGCCCGCCACACCUUCCGAGGAGGCGAUGGCGUCGCUACGCUCGCGCCGCGAGCAGCCUGGAACAUGGACCUUCGGCGACGUCCAGAAGCAGCUCGACACGAACGAGGUGAUCGACCUGUCGAACGAGUCCCCCACCCACUGGCCCAGGAACCUCUCAUCCAGCCAGCACCACCAGAAGCUCCACCAGGUAUUCCACAGACUGAAGAUCACGAAGCUGGGCAGCCAGCCGAAGCCGAACCGAGGGAACUUCUACGGGGACUACGCCUACAGCGUCCAGCCGUAUGACGAGGUCAAGGAGGACGACGAGCUCAUCGUGCUGGACAUCCCUGUCAACAACGAGCACGCGUUCAUGGUUUACAUGGACGACCCCAGCAACUUUGUGGCAUCGCAGGCCCGGAAGGGCCGAGUCGAAGUCUCAUUCAAGAAGGCAACCCCAAAGGAGAAGAAGCUGCUACUCGAGGCACAGCAGAAGGAGUGCACCUCCGUCCUCAGCACGAAGGCCGUCAGGAUCCUCAGUCGACAGGGGAUCGACCCAGCGCGUCUGUUGCGCUGCCGUUUCGUGCUGACCUGCAGGGGCAAGGCCAGAUUGGUCGUGCUCGGCUUCAGCGACCCCGACCUGCUUCAUCUACGGACGGAGUCUCCCGUUGCAUCACGACGGGCACGUCAACUUCUACUGGCCAUGGCAGCGAGACACAAGUGGAAGCUGGAGAAGGCCGAUGCUGUGACUGCCUUCCUCCUGCGAGAAACGGACGAGGAGAAGCGGAAGAUCUACGCGGACCCCCCGAAGGACGUAUGUCAGGCCUUCGGCAUGAAAGACGACGAUGUCCUGCAGUUUCUCAAGCCGAUGUACGGGUUCGUACAUGCUCCUCGCAAGUGGUGGCUACAUUUCAUGGAAACGCUCAAGAUGCUGCAGCUGGAAGCGAUACAGUGCGAGCCAUGCGUCUGGGCCAUCCGAGACAGCACUACGCUGGUCGGCAUGGUCAUCCUACACGUUGCCGACAUGAUGAUUGCCGGCGAUCAUACUCACGCGGGCUUUCUCAAGAAGCGACAAGAGAUCCAACAAGCAUUCGAGUGGACCCCCUGGGAAAGCCGACCAUUCGUGCAGUGCGGUAUCAGCAUCCGCCAGAACGAGGAUUUUACUUGCAGUCUCGCACAGGACAGCUACAGCCUGAACGUGAUCCCAUCAAGAUACGACGUGGACGGAAACCUACAGACGGAGUCUCGGACAAAGAGAGAUCAGACUUACGAGGGCGACUUGGUACAGUCGGCUGGCGAGCUCAACAGUCCGCCCCGUGGCUAA
Messenger RNA from Prorocentrum cordatum, 5806 nucleotides. The record is from the annotation of a GenBank genome assembly. NCBI's taxonomy places the organism in Eukaryota, Dinophyceae, Prorocentrales, Prorocentraceae.